Lachnellula hyalina is the source of this 822-nucleotide messenger RNA. RefSeq lists its product as uncharacterized. Lineage: Eukaryota; Fungi; Ascomycota; Leotiomycetes; Helotiales; Lachnaceae. The record is from RefSeq and is a predicted model, not a curated record. The coding region runs from base 1 to 822 and encodes 273 amino acids. The transcript has 3 exons.
AUGGAACCAAUCCCUUUGCGAACGCUGACUCUUCUUCUCAACUACGAGAGAGCCGUCUCAGACCCGCGCUUCGUAGGCAUGAGAUUGCUCGAGAGCACAGAAGCAGAUCCCAGCCUGCCGCGACGUCUCGUCAAGAGUGACGGAAUCCAUGAGCAUUUUAAAGGUGGCCCCGAUACUAUUGAGGUCUUUUUUGAAUUGUGUCCCCCGGAUCAGAGACUCAGCGUCCAAAUGACAAGUGAGAGACCGAUUUUGAUUGACAUGUCGCCACGUAGCGUCAUCAAAUUCUCAAUUAAUGGUCCUUUCCUCCAUGUCGUAACCUCAACCCCGAAGGUUACAGGUGGCGCAGGAGAUUCCCACAUAAUGACAACCGGCUCCAAAGACAGCGAAGACCAUGGUGUGCUCGCGUUUCCAUGCCCAGGAAGAAAAGACAAACAGCAAUUUGUCGUUGACAUGACUCGGAUGGAGUAUGGGGAAGUCGGACGCGGCACGUACGGCGAAAACUACUUUCUGGGAACACUGGAAGGUUACAUGAAUUCGAUGAGGGGGGUAUGUGUGGAUCCCGAACGGGUAAACACCUGGGAUGCAUGCUGCACAGCAUUGGGGGGUGAGACUGAAACGAGGAUGAAGACAUGCGCUAAGAGGGUUUGGGAGAGGUGGCAGAAUAGGGAUUCCGAGGGUUGGUGUGAGCAUUGUGGAAAGGGAGGGAAGGAGUUGAAGAGAUGCAGGGGUUGCAGGAUGGCUAAGAUUUGGUGGUGCUGCAGAGAACAUCAACUUGCGGGAUGGAGUUUACACAAACACACGUGUGAGAGGAGAACUGACUAA